AUUCAAUGGCCCAAUUCAAUCAAUAUGCGAGAAAUUCGGAGAAAUUUACGUCGAUUAUCAUUGAUAAUACCCCACCAUUUGGACCACUGAGAAUUAAAAUUGUUACAAGCAAAGAACAAGUACAAACUGUAUAAAUAGAUUUACCUUUUGAGAUCUACCGUAUUACCAGUUUUUUUUUAGUAAAUUUAACCCAAAAUAAACAAAAGAAAUAGAACUGUACAAACAAGACAGAAUUGUUUUGCAUUAUGCAACAGACAUCGACAAAAAUAUGUAGCUAGUAUAUAUAGCAGAAAUUUAAAGCAAGAAUAGUUAGAUAACUAACAGAAUGGCAGCAAAAUAUUCAAGGCUAUCAACAGAGGAUCCGGAACAAGGACAAGUUGCAUUUGAUUUUUCAUCCACUCAAUGUUAUUCAUCCCAGUUCACAACUUCCCCAAAUGAUUAUAAGUCCAUCUAUACAUACUCAAGAGGUGACAUGCAGCUCAGGGAAGACCAUCUUCAUCAUACAGUUGUAAAGCAGUCAUUUGUGAGCAGAAUUUGCAGUUUGCUUAUAACAGCCAUUUGUUUUAUACUCAUCGUCGUUACAUUUCCUAUAUCUGCUUGGAUAACUAUAAAGAUUGUCUCAGAUUGUGAGAGAUUAGUAGUUUUCCGUUUAGGGCGUCUACAAGGUGUUAAAGGACCAGGGAUAACAUUUGUGAUGCCAUGUAUUGACAAUGUAAAGAAGGUGGAUGUAAGAAUGAAAGCUUUUACCGUUCCUCCCCUACAGAUACUGACAUCAGAUGCAGGAAUUAUAGAAUUUGGUGCAGAUGUGUACUAUCAAGUUACUGAUGCCAUGAAAUCAGUAACAUCAGUGCAGGAUUUAAACUCGCAGUUACGUGGUCUUGUGAGGAACCGAUUGAUGAAUACUCUCACCAAGUUUGAUCUACAAGUUAUUGAAGAUAAAAAAGAUGAAAAUGUGGCAAAAAUUGUUGCAGAGUGUAACAAUUCAGCACAUGGCUGGGGUGCUAAUAUUUGCAGAGUUGAUUUAUCUCCAAUAAAAGUGUUACAAGCAGCUAAAACUGGAGCAAUUCUACCAGGACUUGGUGGUCAGGAAGGACUUUCACAAGUAUUUCAGCAUCUGGCACAAUCAUUCCUAUCAUCAGGCCAGGGACAGAGGGGAACCAGUACCAUGCUACCAGCAAUUAGUGAGUCUGAAGAAGCUUCAGGUGCUGCCAUUGCUAUGGAAGAUGUUACAUUGGUUCCCGGUAUAACACCCGCACAUCUUGUAGAGCUGGUUAGAGGUGUGCUGAGUGAGUCACUAGUGAGAACUGUUGAUGCUGUGUACCAGUUUAAUCUCACCGGUAACAAUGGAGGAACAUUUUAUUUGGAUUUAAAACAUGGAGCUGGAUAUGCUGGUGAAGGAUCUACACAAAACCCAGAUGUCACACUCGACCUGUCGGUGAGGGACAUGCAGAGUAUGUUUGCUGACCAGCUUAAACCUUUACAAGCCUACAUGAGUGGUAGACUGAAAGUGUCGGGUGACCUGUCAGCAGCCAUGAGACUUGAGGAAGUAAUGGAUAAAGUUGUCAAUAAUACAGCAAGUAGUUCUGUUGCUGGACAUACUGUUGUUAAUAUUUAGUUUAGAUCUGUGCAAAUUAUAUGACAGUUUAGUUGUUAAUUCAGCCCAAUGAUAGGUCAUCUUCAAGGUAAAAUCUUAAUCUCUUUUUCUUAUCUUAGACUUACUAUAGUUAUACAGUAAGUUAUUUACAUACAUGUACAUUUUAGGUUAAAUAUUUGUAACUUAGAAGUAUUGGCAUAUUUAAUGUAGUGGAAAUACAACAAUCUAGCCGUCAGUCGACUAGUUAAUUGUUUCUCCCAAAGAAUCUUGAAGGUUAUCAAAUGAAAUGACUUCAUUAUUACAAAAUCUGAUUUACUUAACUUUCCUACAUAUUAAAAAGAAUUUUAGUUAAAAAUUAUUAUGCAGGUCAAUAAUUAUUAGUUAUUUGAAUCAAAUUAAAGUGACAGUAUGACUCAUUUUUUCGCUUUCAACUUCAGCUGAAUUAAUUAUAUAUUUCAAAAGAUUGACUUUCAUAAUGGUGAUCGACCAAUGAUUGAUAAUGAAUAAUGUUUAGGAUAAAAUAUAAAAACUUCCUUAGUUAUAAAAAGACUGCCACACUCUUUUUAAAAAUUGACCUCUACUGAUACAUUCUGAAUGAUAUUCCUAGAAAUUUGUGUGGGUCACAUGGAUUAUUGACUUCUUUUGCAUACUAAAAUAUUAAACUGAACACAACUAUGUAAAGUUAUUUGGAAUUUAACUUGAGCACUUACUAUUUACAUCUGGAUGGGCAUAAUGUCACUUUAAAUUGAUUUAGAAGUGUACUGUUGAAAACUUUUGAAAAUGCAAGUUUAUUGUGUUAAUUUAUUUGUAGAAUUUUUGCAGUGAAGGUUUGACAUAAAUGUUUUAGUGUUUAUAACCUUGUUCUUGAGUUAGAAAAGCAAGUACCGUGUACUGUUUUACAGAUUAUUGCAUAUAUUUAUUACAUAUAUUUCUUGUAUUUUGAUAAUAAUAUAAUGUUGAAUAAUA
Ruditapes philippinarum (Manila clam) is the source of this 2560-nucleotide messenger RNA. Its product is annotated as stomatin-like protein 1. NCBI's taxonomy places the organism in Eukaryota, Metazoa, Mollusca, Bivalvia, Venerida, Veneridae. The coding region runs from base 326 to 1615 and encodes 429 amino acids. The record is from RefSeq and is a predicted model, not a curated record. Gene Ontology annotation, cellular component: plasma membrane. The transcript has 10 exons.